UCCAUAUAAUGAGGCAAAAAACCCACAAAUUAUGUGUGUCUUGUCCUCUGUUUACUUACACUCUUACUGUGCCCUCUCUCUCUCUCUCUCUCACUCACUGCCAAUGAAUAUGGUCCAACAGAUACUCCAUUCCCAUAACCAUAGAAACUAUGCAAAGCAAAUCCAAGUUCCAUCAUUGGCCUAAUUGAAAUCCCUUCUUCUUACCCAUUUCUCAAAAUCAAAAGUGCGUGUUUCUCUUCCCUGAAAACCCUUUUGUUUAUAUAAAAGGGUGUGUUGGGGCAUCGCUAUGGACCGUUAAGUUGGGAGCUGAGAAUCCAAAUCAGUUCAUUGUUCAGAGGAAGAUAGAUAAACACAUCUUCAAAAGCUAGGGUUUUUGUGUCUCCCAAAUUCAUUAAUUGAAAGAAAACAAAGAAACAAAAAAUCUUCAAAUGUUCCCUUACAGUUCCACCCCUUACCCUUCCUUCCCUUCAUCUUCUUCUUCUUCAUACCCUCCUUUUCCUUUCCUCAACCCUGAACAUGCUUCAGCUAGCAACACUCUUCUUCAUGAUCCACUGUCUGUUCCUUACAUACCAACUCAUAACCCUCCAAACAUCCAAGAAACACUGACCAAUUUUCCACUCUCAGAUCAUAACUGCGGUGGUGGUGGUGGUUCUACAAUGACCAAACAAGACCCAAGUGGUGGUGGUAGUGGUGUUCCUCACUAUGGCAUUUCUUGUUUCCUAACAAAGAGGCCAGCUAAGAAAGACAGACACAGCAAGAUUUACACCUCUCAGGGUUUGAGGGACAGAAGGGUGAGGUUGUCCAUUGAUAUUGCUCGCAAGUUCUUUGAUCUUCAAGACAUGUUAGGGUUUGAUAAAGCCAGCAACACCCUUGAGUGGCUCUUCAACAAGUCAAAGAAAGCAAUUAAGGAGCUAGCAAGGAGCAAGCACAGCAACAACAACAACAAUAGUGAAGAAGGAGCCAAGAGCUUUUCUUCUUCAUCUGAGUGUGAUGAUGACUGUGAAGUGAUUUCUGGGAUCCAGCAGCAGCAACAACAACAACUCAUCACUUGUGAUGCUGCUACUCCAAACAACCUACAACAAGGGUUAGAUUCAAAUGACAACAAGUCAACAACGUUGAUGGCUGCAAGAGAGAGGAUGAAGUUGAAAAGGUCACAGAAGGAACCUGCAAAGAUUAAGGAGUCAAGGGAAAAAGCAAGAGCUAGAGCAAGGGAAAGGACCAGUAACAAGAUCAUGUGCAAUGUUAACACCAACACCAACUUGAAGAAAAAGUGCCCUGCAAUUGAAAACCACCCUCAAAUCAUGCAUCAAUCGAGGUCACCAAGUGACCACCCUCACCACCUUGUGGGAAGUGAAGCACCUCGAGAUGACUUCAAUGUUAUUGAGGAAUCCAUUGUGAUCAAGAGAAAGUUGAAGCCAUCGUUGAUGUCUUCUUCUCAUCAUCAUCACCAAAACCUUGUGAUCCCUAAGGAAGCUGCAAGUUUCAACAACGGUGACUACCACCCCUUCCCCAAUUUGUCUCCAAAUUGGGAUGCUAAUGGUUCCACUGGCCGCUCCAACUUUUGUGCCAUAGCUAGCAUGAAUCUAUCCACAGGGCUUCAAAUCUUUGGAAAGUCUUGGGAGGAGUGCACCAAUCCACGUUUACAUUAGUUUGUGUGUGUGUGUGUGUGUGUGUGAGUGAGUGUGUGCUAUUUUUUUUUUUUUUUAAUGUUUUUCAGUAUCAUCUGAUCCGAAUGAAACCCUCUCUAGGGGUAAGUAUGCCAAGGAAUCAUGAAGGGGCAUCUUUCAGUGUUUUCUACCAGUAACUUUUCUGUCCUAUAUUCUCUUUCCACAAUGUUUGUACCUCAUCUUCUUUUGCUCAUCAUCAGCCAAUGGCGUGACAGUUGGCACAAAGGUUGCUGCUGCGUGUAUUGUUUCUGACCAAAUAUUUAAAGUGUGGUUGGCAUUGCAUAAUGCCAAUUACUUAUCAAGAUGCUGUUCCUUCUAGCAGCUUUAAAUAUUUAUAUAUAUUUGGUUAGUAUUGUUCAACAGUGACUAAUAUUUAUAUAUUCCUUGGUUAUGAAAAACAUUUCAAGCAGUGUAUAACUUGUUGCAAGUGGAGGUGAUACAAAAGAAAUUACAAGGUCUUUGAGCUUUUGUUUGCACUCAAGUUAUUGAUAUUCCUAAGCAUGCAUUGCUGAUUUACAGUAUUAAUCAUCAUAUAACUAUACUGCUAGUUUCUUGUAUAUAUAUAUAAAGAGAUUACACAUGGGUGAAAAAUAUGGAAGAAUAGAAGUUAACCACAAUAAAAUUUCACAAUAUACCCCCAGGAAAUCAUACAAGAUUAUCAAAAUCGUAGAAUAAUUUUAGAUAUGGAAGAAUGGCUUUUUUCCCCCCAACCAUUGCCUUCAGUUUUUUCAGUAAAAGUUUCAAGUUACAUUAAUCUGAUACUUGUUAUUGUUGUCUCUAUAUGUAACAAAUUUGAUUGUCUUACUCAUUAUGGAAUGUUGAUUUGGUGCGAUGUGUUAUUUUGCUUAAAGCAUAGGCAUAUUGAAGUAUUAGUUAAAACUCAGCUCUUACACAAAAAAAUUUGAAAGCAGACAUAGGUAUUUCUACUCAUAAUUAGCACUAUUAACAUGCAUGUCAAUCAUUAAUGAUGUUUAUAUUUGUUGAUGUAGCAUGUAUUUUAAUUAAUUAUGUGUGUUUAGUUUGCCUUAUUUUAGAAAAAUAAUUACUUACUUUUGUCAACUUUUUAAGAGAGCUUUGAAAAGGAGUAAUUAUUUCCUUAAAUAGCUAUUUCCAAACACAUAUUUACAAAUGUGGAACUUCAGCUUUCUGUUGUUUUAAAUGAAUAAUUUCAUGUUGUCUCAUCAUGUCUUUGACAAAGUAACUGGGCAACAGUUAUCGACCAUCUCAGUUCUGUAAUAUGCUUAAGCUAUUGUGACGGAAGUUGGGCAACUGUAUGUAAUUUUAGACAGUCACAAUGAGAAUUCACCGUAUAGCCACAGUAAGAAGAGAAAAUAGUGAUAUUAAUUUUACUCUAAUGGAAAUAUAGUUUUCUACAUCUUUGAAGCUUAUAUAAUAUGUAAGAUCACUUGGGUGCAAAUCAUGAGUUUACCAUCUCAUUCUACCUAAGAGUAAAUUGAGUGUCUGAUUUCAUAUAAUAUUGCCAACUAUAUAGAUAUGAAAAAAUUCUCAACUAGAAAAAAUAGCAUUAAUGGUGUGGGUAGCAUUUAUGAGUCCAUGCAUGCACAAAAGGCUUGUAUAUGGUUUUUUUCCCUGCAGAACUUAGAAGAACAAUUCAAAGUUUUUGUAUUUUGAUUUUCUUAUCCAAUUUCUAAAUUAAAUAGUAGGUUGCAAUCUUCAAGCAAGGAAAUGGCAAAGAUUACUGAUGUACUGACUUUGAGAACUUCUAUCAAUAUUGUUGCAAAGACAAUGACUGAGAAAGUCAGAUGGUUUAAUUGAUAAGACAUAUUUAGUAAUCUUUUAGCCUGACUUUUCCCUAAUUUUUUGGUACUUUCCAUCAAUUGUUUUUACACUUGACCUAAAAAUAUUCUAGUCACUAAUUUAUGGUAUGUGAGGCUUUUUGAGUCUCUUUACGAUCUGUCCAUCUAUAUUAAUUGUGUGAUUUUACAAUAUAUUUGGUAAGGACUUGGCCCAGGAUUAACAAACUAAGAUGUGGAAAUUGAUACAGGAACUUGCAGAAAUUGUUCCAACUUUAAUUAAGUCUAGUUCUUUAGGAUUAAAGUUAGAAAAGAAACUCUUUCUUAG
Messenger RNA from Abrus precatorius (Indian licorice), 3749 nucleotides. Its product is annotated as transcription factor CYCLOIDEA-like. NCBI's taxonomy places the organism in Eukaryota, Viridiplantae, Streptophyta, Magnoliopsida, Fabales, Fabaceae. Bases 429 to 1649 code for a protein of 406 amino acids. Gene Ontology annotation, molecular function: DNA-binding transcription factor activity; sequence-specific DNA binding. Gene Ontology annotation, biological process: regulation of secondary shoot formation. Gene Ontology annotation, cellular component: nucleus. The record is from RefSeq and is a predicted model, not a curated record. The transcript has 2 exons.